Messenger RNA from Pseudo-nitzschia multistriata, 2540 nucleotides. The record is from the annotation of a GenBank genome assembly. Lineage: Eukaryota; Bacillariophyta; Bacillariophyceae; Bacillariales; Bacillariaceae.
CAGACAACAAAUUUUCCAUUCAUCCCCACCGUUGCAGUUAAUUGCAUUGUACUUGAAGGAUGAACGGAGCGACAAAGAAUCGCAGCGAGCGUGUUUCGGGCUCACUCCUCCCAUCGCGGAGGAAUACUUUCUCGUCCUUUGCGUCGUCGCUUGUGAUGGUGCUGCUAAUGAUGUUGCUUGUAUCUCUUCCCGUAGCGGAAGGAUCCGUCAUUCGAUCUGGAUUAACACUAGCGUUUGGAAAGAAGUCAUUGUCAGGAGACGGCGUCAACGGCGAUAAUGAGGCCCAUGCAACAAAGAACCUCAAACCCGAUAGCAGAAAGAAGCGCAAGCRCAAGAAAUAUACUUUGGAACACAAGAAGCGAUCAGACAUAUUUGCAGCUACGAAGAGUCCGCCCGACAAGAGACGAAACAAAGGCUGGAACCAACAGCAGCAUUUGCGGCAGCAUGUGCAUAUGAACGUCGAUGUCCACAUGGAUGUGAACGGAAAGGAAAACUUUCCCCUGUCGUCGCCUGUGUGGAGCCAGAGCCACAGUCACAAUCCGAACCAGCAAGAAAGCAGUAAUAACAACAAUAAGCAGCAGCAACAGGGGUUCCCCGCAAUGGGGUUCCUCUUAACCGCCGGUGGUAUGGGCGGGAAACGAUUCUUUUUGCGCCAACAACUCCAAAGAUUACAGCAGGCGAUUGCGAUUCCGUCCUCGCUGGCUCUUCCGUCGGGGGUAAUCACCGCCCGCAAUGGCAAGCUCCUGGCAGCCGCCACAGUUCUGGUGGGAACCACCCGCACGCUCCUACRCGAUCGCGAAACAAUCGAGCGGGCCGCCACCUUUUGGUACCGCUGCGGUCCGAUGGUAGCACACUACAAGUUUACCAAGUGGUGGCUGAAGGCCAGUGGGGCACCACUGGAGCACCGGGAUGCCGUGUAUAAGACCCUCCACGACAAAUAUGCCCCUACAGCCUACUCGGUCGCCCUUGACCUCAAGGGCCUGUACGUUAAGCUGUGCCAAGUCGCCUCCUCYCGGCCGGACUUUGUUCCCGGCCAAUACCUUGAGCUUUUUGUGAAGGCACAGGAUUCGCUGCCACAGUGGCCCAUCGAGGACGUGACCGCUAUCAUCAACAAAACACUCUCGCAGCUGAACGACAAACACAACACUAAUAACGCCGCUGAUAAUAACAUGCACUAUUCGUACGAAUCUGUCUUUGAGGACAUAGAUGAGAUUGCGCUCGGAUCUGCUAGCAUCGGGCAGUGCCAUAGAGCAAGAAUCAGGAAGGAGUAUGCUCAGGAACUGCUUCAGAGAACUAAUGCCCCAGUGGGCUCCUCCACAGCCGGCACAGUCGACGUGGCCGUAAAAGUCAUGCACCCCGGAAGCGAGGAACGCUUCCGCCACGACUUUAAGGUCUUUCGGUGGCUGUGUAGGGUCGCACUAAAGGGAUGGGAACCCAUCCUGGACGAGUGUUACCGACAAAUUAUGUCGGAAUUCGAUUACCAGAGGGAAGCCGGCUCGCUGGAUGCUAUYCGCACCAACAUGUCGAAGAGCCCCUUUCACGAGUCGAUCAAGGUGCCGAAACCGGUCCUUGGUCUUUGCGGGAAGGAAUUGCUCGUCAUGGAAUUGCUCGACGGACCCAAGCUGUCCGACAGCUUGGAGGGCGAGCUGGCGGAAAUCCUCGGAGAGGAAAAGUCGAAGCAACUACUGGAGCGGAAACGGCUCGAGCUAAUUCUGGGACCGGACAAACUGAAAGCACUCGAAUCGUUGCCGUCGUCAUCGAAUGGCUCGGAGGCACCGACAAGGGAAGCAAUCACAGAAGCUAGUCUACUGAAGGAUUGCGGCCUGAAGACCAAGCUUCGAUUGUUCAGCCUCUACAAGCGAGCACAGAGCACCAUCGAUUUGCUGGUGGACGUCCAGGGGUACCAGAUGCUUCGAGAUGGCAUUUUUCAGGGUGAUCCACACCCAGGUAACAUCUUGGCGCUGCGAGCAAGGGCCCAAUACCCCAACCACAUCGGCUCAAAAAUUCUCGGCCGCACCAAGAACCGCCCGCUGUUGGGAUUGAUCGAUUACGGCCAGACAAAGGCCAUCACCGAUGAGGAGAGGCUGGGGGUGGCCAGGGUGAUUCUGGCCCUGGCCGAAGCUUCCGAUGACGAAGACAUUGCGGGUUCCUCCAUUGCCUCUGUGGGGCGGGUGGAAACCAUCGCCAAGGCAAUGAGGGACCUGGGAUUCGAGACGAAGCGCAAUGACCCGGGAGUAUUGGCACAGUAUGCGGGCCUUUUCUUUGAUUCCGAUGAGGCCGGAAAGCGCCUAUACGACUGCCCGACGCCCCAGACCUAUUUCAAGCUGCUGACCGAGAUGGAUCCCCUCCUCAACGUCCCCGACGUUGCCGUAUUUGUGGCCCGGUGUGGGUUCCUCCUGCGGGGAGCGGGGACAAUGUUGGGAAAGCAGAUACGGACGUCCAAACGGUGGUCCAUCUACGCGAAACAAGCUCUUGAAGAGCACGAAGAGCAGCAAACGAACGGCGAAUAGCGAAUAGUCGAAGAAACGAAAGGAUAUACA